Neohortaea acidophila is the source of this 1818-nucleotide messenger RNA. RefSeq lists its product as uncharacterized. NCBI's taxonomy places the organism in Eukaryota, Fungi, Ascomycota, Dothideomycetes, Mycosphaerellales, Teratosphaeriaceae. Gene Ontology annotation, molecular function: oxidoreductase activity. The transcript is spliced from 4 exons. The record is from RefSeq and is a predicted model, not a curated record. The coding region runs from base 122 to 1735 and encodes 537 amino acids.
CUCUCUUGUUUUGCUCUUCCCAUCUCUGCUACACGCACGACACUCGCCCUCCAGACCGCCCAGCGACGCCCGGCUGAGUACUCCGUACCCCCUCCACCACCGUCCACCAACCCCCCAGUGAAUGUCGACGUGUCAGCACAACAUGGCACAUCUAUAUCACAUGACCACCUCGAUAUUACCCAAUCAUUCAAUGAGUAAACCUUCAAGUAUUGGCUCUGGCCUGGAGGGGAACUCGAUCCCAGUCUCCGUCGGCGGCGUGACUUCCGCCGACGAGAUGCCAGUAGCACAGGCUGGCGAUCCAGGACCAGAGCCCAAGAAACAAGUUGCCAUUGUCGGCGCCGGCAUCGCCGGCCUCCGCGCCGCCUCCGUCCUCCAGCGCCACGGCGUCGACGUCGUCGUGCUGGAGGGCCGCGACCGCAUCGGCGGCCGCAUUAACACUUCACGUACAGCAAAGGGUGUCCGAGACAUCGGUGCCGCGUGGAUGCACGAAACGAGCCAGAACAACCUCGUUAAACUGAUUCCCAAACUCAAAAUUGACUACUACUAUGAUGACGGCAUGGCCCUCUACUACACCGAGCACGGGCGUGCCGGCGCGCAGUUCAAGGCGAAGAAGGUCGCCGACGAGUUCGCCGAGUACUGUGAAUGGUACUACGAAAUGCACCCCAACGCCCCCGAUCAAUCCGUCGCCGACUUUGUCGCCAGCUUCGUGAAGAACCACGAGCUGAUUACGGACGAUGAACGCAAUUGGGCUCCGCAGGCCGUGAAGGAAGUGGAGCAGUGGAUUGGCACCAGUGUCGACAUGGCCUCUUCGAAACAUUUGAGCUAUUUCAUCACCGAGCGCAAUCUCUACAUGAAGGGCGGGUAUGACGGAGUGGUGAACUGGACCGCCCAGUCUCUCUUGCAGAACCCCGAGACCAUCCGUCUCAACCACACCGUUCAGGCUGUGAAUUGGAACGAGAAUGGCCCAUGCUCCGUCGACGUCCUCGACGAGCACGGCCAGGCACAACGCAUCGAAGCCGAUGCGGUCAUCUCGACCCUUCCCCUCGGGUCUCUGAAACAUGAGCUCGUGGCUUUCCAGCCCGCCCUUCCCAAUGAUAUUCAGCAUGGCAUUGCCAACUUUAGCUACGGCGCACUAGGCAAGGUCUUUUUUGAAUUUGCAGACGUUUUCUGGUCAAAGGAAAACGACCAGUUCAUCUUCUACCCCUCGCCACCCGAGCCAGAAGACGACAUCUCCUCGGGUUCGCUGACUUCCAGCAGCUCCACCGAAAUGGACAACAUCCUCAACUACUCCACCGUCACCAUCAAUCUAUGGAUCAUGACGGGCGCCAAGGAACUGUGUGUCCAAAUUGCUGAGCCUCUGACUCAGCGCAUCGAAGCCAUGACGGACAAGCGGGCGAUUUACAGAUUCUUCGAACCGCUGUUCAAGCUUCUCCGCACCGAGCCGUACAAAUCCCUGCCGGCUCUGGUGGACAUUGAGACGACGAAAUGGACGCAAGAUCCGCUUGCCGGAUUUGGCAGCUACUCUGCCGACAAGGUCGGAGACGACCCAGAGAGCUUCGUCGAUGCACUCGCUGCUCACAAGAGCAGUCGCCUCCAAUUUGCCGGAGAGCACUGUACCAUUAUCGCCAACGGCUGUGUCCAUGGGGCUUUUGCCACGGGCGAGACGGCCGCAAAGAACCUGCUGGAAAGUUUUGAGAUCCAGUACGAUGGCGGUGACUUUGUCAGUUACGUUUAGGUAACGAGCCGUCGUAGCUUAGCAGAACGCAUAUUUCCAUAGUUUUAAGUAGAAUGCAUGACACAAUCGAUGGGAGCCAAGGA